This is a messenger RNA of Zootermopsis nevadensis, 3090 nucleotides long. It is a transcript of the gene mEFG1, whose product is annotated as mitochondrial translation elongation factor G 1. NCBI's taxonomy places the organism in Eukaryota, Metazoa, Arthropoda, Insecta, Blattodea, Termopsidae. Gene Ontology annotation, biological process: mitochondrial translational elongation. The record is from RefSeq and is a predicted model, not a curated record. Gene Ontology annotation, molecular function: translation elongation factor activity; GTPase activity; GTP binding. Gene Ontology annotation, cellular component: mitochondrion.
AAGUGGACGUCACACUUAUUGCGUUUUCUACAUUAGUUAUUCAUUGCUACUUUGUAAAAAGGAAUCGGUUAUUUUGUAUGUUAUUUUUAAGGCUUAUAUUUAUAUACAAUUAAAAAUCAGGGGCCACAGAUUAUUAUCACUGGCGCCCUUCCGCUUGGCACGUGAAUAGACAAAUCUGCUUUAAAAUCACUGCAUUUCUAUAAAACCCACAUCACUCAAAUUUAGCAAAUUAUAUAUUUUCUGCAUUUAUUGGUACGCUUCAAGAUAACGAUGAUUUCACGGACAAUGGCUUUCGAGAUGAAAAUGUAGCAUGUAUGGCAUCAUAUGCUAAAUAUGCAGAGCACAAAACUUUAGAAUGCAUCCGCAACAUAGGAAUCUCAGCACAUAUUGAUUCUGGAAAAACAACACUCACAGAACGAAUCUUAUUUUAUACUGGGAGAAUUGCUGAAAUGCAUGAGGUGAAAGGAAAGGAUAAUAUUGGGGCUACUAUGGAUUCAAUGGAACUUGAAAGGCAACGGGGCAUAACAAUUCAGUCUGCUGCUACCUACACGCUUUGGAAGGAUCAUAAUAUCAAUAUAAUAGAUACACCUGGUCAUGUUGAUUUCACAGUGGAAGUAGAACGCGCAUUAAGAGUGUUGGAUGGAGCCAUUCUCGUUCUCUGUGCUGUGGGUGGAGUUCAAAGUCAGACCUUGACAGUCAACAGACAAAUGAAGCGCUAUAAUGUUCCAUGCCUGGCAUUUAUUAAUAAACUGGAUCGAAUGGGAGCCAACCCUAAUAGAGUAUUAUCUCAGAUGAGGUCCAAACUUGGUCAUAAUGCUGCAUUUUUACAACUUCCUAUUGGUCUUGAAAAUGAAACAAAAGGUUUAGUUGAUCUGAUAAAGCAGAAAGCUGUGUAUUUUGAUGGACAAUUUGGAGAAGUUGUUCGUGAAGAUGAAAUUCCACGUGAUAUGAGAUCUGAAUCUGAAGACAAAAGGCAGGAGCUGAUAGAACAUGUAUCUAAUGUGGAUGAAAUAUUGGGAGAAAUGUUCUUAGAAGAAAAGAUUCCAAAUGAAGGAGAUAUUAUGGCUGCUAUUCGCCGUGCUUGCCUGCAUCGAACUUUCACGCCGGUGUUGGUGGGCAGUGCACUAAAGAAUAAAGGAGUGCAACCUCUGCUAAAUGCAGUAAUCAGUUAUUUGCCCAAUCCAGGAGAAGUGGAAAAUAUUGCUCUGUGUGAGAAUGAAGGGCAAGAGACAGAGAAACUGGUCUUAAGACCAGAACGGAGCAAAGCCCAUCCUUUUGUUGGCCUUGCGUUCAAGCUUGAAGGAGGAAAAUUUGGGCAACUUACAUACCUUAGAUGUUAUCAAGGAAUGCUUUUGAAAGGAGACCAUUUGUAUAAUGUCAGAACAAGGAAAAAGGUCCGUGUUCCUCGUUUAGUACGUUUACAUUCCACUGAAAUGGAAGAUGUAAGUGAAAUAUAUGCAGGAGAUAUCUUUGCACUAUUUGGUAUUGAUUGUGCAAGUGGUGAUACUUUUGUAACUGAUGCUAAGGUGAACCUGACAAUGGAAUCAAUGUAUAUUCCUGAUCCAGUUGUAUCGAUGUCAAUCAUGCCUGCUAAUUCAAAGGAUCGUGAUAACUUCAGCAAGGCUGUAGCUCGGUUCACGAAGGAGGAUCCCACAUUUCAGUUCAGUUAUGAUAGUGACAAUAAAGAAACUAUUGUGUCGGGAAUGGGAGAACUUCAUUUGGAAAUAUAUGCUCAGCGCAUGGAGAGGGAAUAUGGAUGUCCUGUUCAUCUUGGGAAACCAAAAGUAGCAUUUCGUGAAACACUUGCAGCUCCCUGUCAAUUUGAUUAUCUCCAUAAGAAGCAGUCUGGAGGGGCAGGACAGUAUGCUCGAGUCACAGGAAUUAUGGAACCUUUACCACCACAUCAGAAUACAGUACUAGAAUUUGUUGAUGAAACUAUAGGAACAAAUGUGCCAAAACAAUUUGUACCAGGAGUAGAAAGAGGAUUCCGUUUAAUGGCACAAAGAGGUUUGUUGUCAGGUAAUAAACUGUCGGGCAUCAGGUUUCGGCUACAGGAUGGUGCUCACCAUAUUGUGGAUUCCAGUGAAUUAGCAUUCAUGCUUGCAGCUCAGGGUGCUGUGAAAGAAGUAUUUGAAUCAGGUAUUUGGCAAAUCCUUGAGCCGAUCAUGGCUGUAGAGGUAACAGCACCAGAAGAGUUCCAGGGAACUGUGAUAGGUCAGUUGAACAAGCGUCAUGGCAUCAUCACUGGCACUGAUGGUCUUGCAGCGUGGUUCACAUUGCAUGCUGAGGUACCACUGAAUGACAUGUUUGGUUACGCUUCUGAGUUAAGAUCUUCCACGCAAGGAAAAGGUGAAUUCAGUAUGGAAUACAGCAGGUACUCACCAGUUAUGCCAGAAUUACAGGAUGCAUUAAUUCAGCAUUAUCAGGAGAGUCAAGGCAUUACACAGCAACAAAAGAAGAAAAAGAAUUAAUGUAUUUAUUUUACAUUUGUAAUGUAGGACAUUUUAUUUGCCAAAGACCAUCAUUUUGUUAUAAUUGAACAAUAGCAUUAUAUAACCUUGGGUCAACACACUAUAAGAAUCUUCAAUAUACCAGCAGUACAGCCCACAUCUAUAUGGUAUCAUCACCCACAGCAUGAUCCAUGUUCUUGGGAUUUUAAUGACACUCUCUUAACUGCAUACUUAUAAAUAAGUGUGUAAUGUAGACAAUGUGCAUAUUUCUGAAAUAUUUACUGUAUGCAGUCAAGGACAGAGUUCCUUUUAUCAGAGUCUAAUGUGUAGUAACUUCAGCAGAUUUAAUCAAUUAAUAUAAAGGCGGUUCCCAGGUGAGAGUACAUAACUUGGGGAUCUGAUAGGAAAUUGAAUGUUGAAUAAAGGAGCUUCUGUAAAUAUGGUUCCAGUAAUGCUUCAUAAAAAAAGUUACAGUGGAUAAAGGAAGGGAAAAAUCAUGAUUUUAUUUUGUUAUUUAUUAGUAAAAACAAUAAGCAUAAAUUAACUUCUAAAAUUGGAAUUUAAUGUUAAAUUACUAAAUUAAAAAGUCAUGUAAGUGCAUGUAAUUGUAUUUGUUAAAUACAAAGAAAUUUUGUCUGCC